Physcomitrium patens is the source of this 2916-nucleotide messenger RNA. NCBI's taxonomy places the organism in Eukaryota, Viridiplantae, Streptophyta, Bryopsida, Funariales, Funariaceae. The record is from RefSeq and is a predicted model, not a curated record.
AUGCAACAAUUCCAUCGCCCUGCAAACCUUUACUUUUUGGUGAUAUCAGCACUUCAGUGUACAUCUGAGUUGACUACAAGCAACUGGGGGACAACCCUCAUUCCCCUUCUCUUUGUAUUGGUUUUGAAUGGACUUAAGGAAGCAUAUGACGAGCAGAGACGCAGAACCUCUGAUCAAAAGACAAACAAACAAGAAGUUGAGGUUUUGACAGAUGACAAGAUAGUUUGCAUAAAGUGGAAGGAUGUUGUGGUUGGCGACAUUUUGAAGGUGAAUGCAGGGGAGGAGUUCCCUGCUGAUUUGGUGUUCAUAUCUUCAUCUGACCCACAAGGAUUGGCAUAUGUGGAGACAGCAAACCUGGAUGGGGAGUCGAGCCUGAAGAUUAGGAGGUCAUUCUACAAGAUGGGGAGGAUGGUGUUCCAAGGAGGGUGGGUGUCCCUCUCCAUCUUGGCAGGCAUGGUUCUCAAAUGUGACAAGCCCAACAUGCAAAUGUUGCACUUCCACGGCUCCAUCAACUUGCAAGGAGAAGGCAAGCAGGACAUGGAGGGCACCCAUAUCCUCCUCCGCGGCACCACCCUCCGCCACACUGAGUGGAUCCUUGGGGCCGUUGUCUUCACUGGCUCUGACACCAAACUCAUGCGCAACAUGAUCCCUGGCUCCCACAAAGUUUCAACUUUGGAAAAACAUAGUAAUUAUUCUGUGGGAAUUAUGCUGAUCAUCCUUUGUAUUUUGUCCUUAAGUUUGGCCAUAGCUGCAACCAUAUGGAUAGUACAACACACAGACAAAUGGCCUUUUUACAUUCCAGCUCACAGUCUAUGGCCAGAGCCAAAAGCUGGAUUGCCUUUGGUCUUUAUUCAAAUGCUUAGGUUUGUGUUGUUGAUGAAUGACCUUGUGCCAAUUUCCAUGUAUGUAACACUUGAAAUAGUGAAGAUGGUGCAAUGUAUGUAUGUGAAUUGGGACAUUGAAAUGUUCUAUUGUGGCACCAACACACCAGCUCAUGCUCGAGCUUCUGGCUUGACGGAGGAGCUCGGCCAAGUGAAGUACAUAAUGUCUGACAAAACUGGCACUCUGACCCAGAACCUGAUGGCCUUUGUGAAGUGUUCCAUUGGAGGGGUGUCAUAUGGGAAGUCAUCGGCCGAGUUGUCCAUGACCCCAGCCUUCCUCCCAGGGGGCACAGCAAAGCCAUCGCCUGUGAAGGAGUGCCUGGACUCACCUCAUUCAGUGCAUACUGUGGGGCACGAUCCUCUUCUGGCCGACAUCCUAAACAGCUCCCCAUCCAACAACCCACACACACAACUGUGCCGCGCAUUCUUUACACAUGUGGCCCUCUGCCACACUGUCAUCCCCAAUUACCUGUUUGCAGAUGAAGGUGAAGAACUUAGUUAUAAGUCCUCUUCACCUGAUGAAGUUGCUCUUGUCCAAGGGGCAUCAGAAUGUGGUUUUCAUUUGAAGAAGCGGUCACCUGAAGAGAUUGUUGUUUUCAUGGAGGGUCAAGGUUUAGAACAUUUUAAAAUAUUGGCUGUACUGGAAUUUUCACCAGAGCGGAAAAGAAUGAGUAUCAUUUGCCAACAGCAGAAAGGAAGGAUCAAGUUGUAUUGCAAGGGGGCAGAUGUGGUGGUGUUCAAGAGAUUGGCUACUUCACAGCAUGCUGUGGCCAAAGCAAGCCAAACCCACAUUGAAGAGUUUGCUCGCAGCGGCCUCCGCACCCUUUGCAUGGCAGAACGCGAGCUUAGCCAUGAAGAAUUUCGAAAUUGGGCAGUUCAUUUUCGUCAAGCCAGCUUGGCUCUGGAUGACCGUGAUGAAAAACUGAAUGCUGUUGCAGAAAGCAUAGAGAAAGACAUGAUUCUUUUGGGGGUAUCAGCAGUGGAGGACAAGCUGCAAGAGGGUGUUUCAGAGACUAUCACUUUGUUGGGUGCUGCUGGGAUCAAACUUUGGGUGACAAAAAUGGUGAAGGAGGGAGGGGGAGCAGUGACAUUGGCCAUAGGAGAUGGUGCCAAUGAUGUGGGCAUGAUCAAAGCUGCCCACAUUGGCGUUGGUAUCAGUGGACGUGAAGGAAAUGCUGCAGAAGUAGCAACAUUUUCUGCACAGAAUUUGUACACAAACUUCUUUGCAGACUCAUAUAAUUAUGUGUGGACAUUCUAUCCCAUAUUAUUAUGUGCCAUCCUUGAUGUGGAUGUGAGUGCUCCUAUGCUGGAGAAUAAUCCACAACUGUAUGUGGAGACGCAAUCUGAGAAAAUGGGCAGCUUCAUUCUCCACACAAGCAGUUGGAUUCUCACUGGAAUGUGGCACUCCCUUGUUGCUUUUGCUUUUCCAUACAUGGCCGCCUUAUCCACAAGGGGUGGUGGUGGGGAAAUUUGGGGCUACAGUGAGAUGGGUGAGACAGGUGGGAUAGGGUCUCUUGGAUUAUCAAUCUACACAACAGCAUUGGUGAUUGUCACAGUGAAGUUGGCCAUCAGCAUCCCGCACUACACGUUGCACCACCUCAGCAGCUUGUUCCUGUCCCUGGCCAUCUUUGUGGCCACCAUGUACUUCAACUCCAUCUCCGAGCAACUGAGUGUGGAUUGGACCAACGUCAAAGGCCAGGUCCUCUUCCUUCUUCACUCCCCAAGCUCGUGGUUGUUCCUCCUGCUGGGCCCACUUGCUGCAUGCUUACCAGACACCACAUUCCAAGUCUUUGCAAAUUGGAACUCUCCUCCCGAUUUCCGCAUAGUCCAAGAAAUGGAGCACAGCUUCAUUGACAACACCACCAAUGUGGGGGCUCUCCACCAAAUGUCUGCCGUGGAUCCCAUGGGGGAGCUGCUCCCAAAUGAACAAACUGCUGAAGAAGAUGACCUCACUAAAAGCAUUGAGACCUUCACUCCAAGCCAUUCUACCAGCAUGAAUGAUCUUCCCAAAGAAGAGCAAGUGUUCCUCUGCUGA